GCUAAGCAGGAAGAUGGAGCUUAUCUGUCAGAUUCGUGCUUUUGAGUCAGUACCUCUCGUCAGACAAAAGUUUGUGGAUGACACUGAGACUGCGGGUCAUGAUUUGCUGUGUGAGAUGUCUUUGGCGGAGCUGCGGGAGCGUUUGGCAGUCCUGAGUGAGUCAGAGCAGUGUGAGCUGGAGGACAAGAGACAGCGCAUCUUUCAGGAGAAACAGCUCAAAGAGCAGCUACUGCUAGAACAGCUGGAUAAUAUCGCUCUACAAAGAAGUCAGGCAGAACAGGCUGCUUUGCGCAGUCAAGAAGAGAAAAGAAUGAGAAGUGAACUGCGGGAGGCUGUCAGUAGAGAUGAGAGAGUGCUGGCCCUACAGAAGACCCUCGAGCAGAAACAACAGGAAAGACAGAAAAGAAAGACAGAAAAAAACAGUAUGAAGAAAAAUGAGCAGGUGCUUCCACUCAGAGUGAAGACCACCCUCAACAAAAAGCAGGUUCUUGAGGAACAGCACUGGCAGGAGUUGGAGCACAAUUUCGAACAACAGAUUUACAGGACCUUUCAGCAGUCAUCUAAAAAAAUUGGUGCUGGUCAGAACCACAGGCGAGUUUUCUGAUAGGCACAUGUCUCUUGUGAAUGCAAAAUUACUUUUCUUGAAAGAGUAUAAGAAACUGAUAUUGUGAAAAUAUUUGUAGGCAUUAUAUAAAAAUAAAUAUGAACAAUACUUGGUAUAAAGCAUGUUAUCCAAGUUGCUUUUUAGGUCACCUAGCACAGGCCUGGCUGAUGUUACCAAAGAAUUUGGGAUAAAAAGCAGAUUUACUCUUGAGAGAACAGUGUUUUGCUGUGGAAAUAAAACACAAUGAUUGCAAGAG
Molecule: messenger RNA, 860 nt
Organism: Sinocyclocheilus grahami
Lineage: Eukaryota; Metazoa; Chordata; Actinopteri; Cypriniformes; Cyprinidae
Product: zinc finger protein 853-like
Exons: 4
Coding region: 14-604 (196 amino acids)
Source: RefSeq, a predicted model, not a curated record